AUGUCUUCAAAGGAUAGGGUUCCAAGAAUUGUAUUAGAUAGUUCAUACUUUCAUGAUAUAAGAAAUACGAUUGGGUCAAAGCCUGUUGCUUGGGAAGCUUUAAUAAGGGUAGCUGAUUUAAAUGAAGAAGAUGCAAAUAUAGCCAAAGAACUUGAUGCUGUAUUGAUCAAACAUAGUACGUUUGUUACAGGUAAUGAAUUGUCCAUUGAAGAUUCGGUUGCUUCAUUGUUGAAUCUUUUGGUAACCUGUUCAAAUCAAGAUGCGAAAAGAGCUGUCAUUAACUUGAUAGUUGAAUUGUUGACAAAUAGUAAAUUUUGUGAGGAGACUGUAAGAUAUUUUCAGAAGCGGCCAGAAGCUGUUGGGAUGGUCUACGAGAGUACAUUGGGUAGUUAUAAUUUGGAUGAACAGGCAGUUUUGGUUUCUGUUUUUAUGGUAGUAUCUCUAUUGAUUCAGGACGGGUUACACCAGGAGGCAUUGGUCGAGAAACUAAUGCGCAGUGAGUUAUUUCUUGGUAUUUUAAGGAACGAAUCGCGACUUGAUACGUGUUAUAUCGGGCUCAGAUUGUUGCAAGAAUUGACAUCUGUUAAGCAGUAUAGACAUGUUAUUUGGAAGCAGAACUUUGAAUUUAUGCCCACGCUUUUCCAGCUUAUCGACAACGCCUUAGACGCGAAGUCUCCUACUCGCGUGGCAACCCCUAACAGUAAUAAUGUUGGUAUUCAGUCACAGUACUAUUCAUUGUUAAUUAUUUGGUUGCUAACGUUUGAACCUGCAAUUGCAUCGGAUUUAACCCGUAGCUACUUGACCGAAUUCUUAAAAUUAUUGAAGUUGGUCAAGAUAACCAUUAAAGAAAAGAUUACGCGAUCUUCAAUUGCAAUCAUAUUGAACUGUGUUGAUCCCCAGGUAAAGGGCCACAAGACUGUUAUCAAGAACAUAUUACUCUUGGGCUCCGGUCUCUCUAUUUUCCAGCAGUUGGGCGAACGUAAGUACAGUGAUGAUGAGUUGAGAGAAGAUCUAGCAAAGUUACGUGGCAUUUUGGAGUCUGAAUACCAGGAAUUGACUUCUUUCGAUGAAUACGUUGCGGAGUUGGACUCAAAGCUAUUGAUGUGGUCUCCACCCCACAUCGACAACUCUUUCUGGUCUGAGAACUGCCACCGGUUUAAAGAAGAUAACUGGAAGCUUUUCAAACAAUUGUUAGAGGUUCUAAAGGACUACGAUAUGUCCCAAGACUCCAAGCAUAACGUUGCCGUACAGGUCGCGCUAAACGAUAUUACGCAUAUAGUAGAAUUAGAGCCCGAAUGCGUUGACGUAUUGGGCAAGUUAAACGCCAAGGUUAUUAUCAUGGAAUUAUUGAACCAUCCGGAUUCGAAAGUCAAAUACGAAGCAUUGAAAGCCACACAAGCCUUUGUUGCCAACACCUUUAAAUGA
Messenger RNA from Eremothecium sinecaudum, 1425 nucleotides. It is a transcript of the gene VMA13, whose product is annotated as H(+)-transporting V1 sector ATPase subunit H. NCBI's taxonomy places the organism in Eukaryota, Fungi, Ascomycota, Saccharomycetes, Saccharomycetales, Saccharomycetaceae. Gene Ontology annotation, biological process: proton transmembrane transport. Gene Ontology annotation, cellular component: vacuolar proton-transporting V-type ATPase, V1 domain; fungal-type vacuole membrane. Gene Ontology annotation, molecular function: proton-transporting ATPase activity, rotational mechanism. The coding region runs from base 1 to 1425 and encodes 474 amino acids. The record is from RefSeq and is a predicted model, not a curated record. The transcript has a single exon.